Molecule: messenger RNA, 834 nt
Organism: Populus trichocarpa (black cottonwood)
Lineage: Eukaryota; Viridiplantae; Streptophyta; Magnoliopsida; Malpighiales; Salicaceae
Exons: 3
Coding region: 140-613 (157 amino acids)
Biological process (GO): negative regulation of ceramide biosynthetic process; intracellular sphingolipid homeostasis; ceramide metabolic process
Cellular component (GO): endoplasmic reticulum membrane
Source: RefSeq, a predicted model, not a curated record
AUAAUUAUCAACAACCAACCAAACCGAGAGAGAGAGAGAGAGAGAGCGCUGUUGUUCAAUCACCAAACCACAAUACUUGAUUGAAACGAAACGAAAAGAAGGAAAAAUUCAUUGAAAGAAAGAAAGAGAAAAGGUAGAGAUGGCGAAUCUGUACGUGACGGCGGUGCCACCGGCGGAUCUGAACAGGAACACGGAGUGGUUCAUGUAUCCAGGGGUUUGGACUACUUACAUAUUAAUAUUGUUCUUUUCUUGGCUUAUUGUUCUCUCUAUCUUUGCUUGCUCUCCUGGCAUGGCUUGGACCAUCGUCAAUCUCUCUCACUUUGCCAUCACUUAUCACUUUUUCCACUGGAAGAAAGGAACCCCAUUUGCAGAAGACCAGGGGAUCUAUAAUCGGCUGACCUGGUGGGAGCAGAUGGAUAGUGGAAAGCAGCUGACACGGAACAGAAAGUUUCUAACUGUUGUACCUCUGGUGCUGUACUUGAUAGCCUCACACACAACUGACUAUCGACAUCCAAUGCUCUUUUUCAACACUGUUGCUGUGAUAGUGCUUGUUGUUGCCAAGUUCCCAAAUAUGCACAAGGUUCGGAUCUUUGGAAUAAAUGCAGACAAGUGAGCUGGGCAUUGUUAAAAAGCUGCUUUACUUGUUUAACGCCACCAAUCCUUCUGCAGUUAUGCUUAAAGAUUAUCAUAUCUUUGUAUAGAUGUUAGGACUGGAAGGAUAUUUGAAUAAGUAAUGUAUUUUUAUGUGCUGACUGCUUUUGACAAGUUGUUCCUUAGAUGAAGGAAUAACUGUAUUCGUUGUACAGUUGAGAAAUGUUGUGUAUCUUUGGCGUA